Frankliniella occidentalis (western flower thrips) is the source of this 1001-nucleotide messenger RNA. RefSeq names its product protein POLR1D-like. The transcript has 3 exons. The record is from RefSeq and is a predicted model, not a curated record. Lineage: Eukaryota; Metazoa; Arthropoda; Insecta; Thysanoptera; Thripidae. Bases 194 to 634 code for a protein of 146 amino acids.
CGGACUAUACCUCAUCUGCACUUCCUUCCUUCGUCUGCGAAUAGUGGCUUUCUGUUGUGUUGUUAUUGUUUUUGUUUAUGUUACCCCUAGACAUAGAAAGAACGAAUUCCCCCGAAUUUCCUUCAUGGUCGUGGUCAAAAUGGUGAAAUUCUGAUUGUUUGGUGUCAUCUCUCAAUUUGAAUCAGUGUCAACCAUGGAUGAGGAGGAGUUGGAAAGGUUAGCUGCAGAAGAAUUGCUUCGAGAAGCCAAACAGGGUGCUGCAAGAGCAGUUGUUCAUGGAGCUUUGGGAUGGAAAGAUAGCAAUGCUCCUCGACCCAACAAACGGUUUCUCACCACCACAUUAGCUCAUACAAUGCAGUAUAACCAUAGAAGGUCUAGAUCUCGUUCUUCAUCCCCACGUCAUAAACCUAAACGUAGAUCUAAGGAGAGAAAUUCUAGUCACGAAACUUCUCACAAAGAGAAAAGGCAGCAUAGAUCCAAAGGUGACCAUAGAUCAGAUCGUGAACAUAUACGAGAUAAAAGUAGUAAAAGGGACAGGAGUGAUUCUAGAAAGUAUUCAAGGAAACAUGAUAAAGAAGAGAGAAGGGAGGAAAAGAAACGCCAUAAAGAUAAGAGAAGUCGUAGCAAUUAUUAGUUUCUGAAGUUGUUGUUUGUUAUAACCCUUUGGUUUAAAAAAAAAUUGAGACUGCACCUAUUUUUUUGUAAUUCAGAGUAAAUUUGAGAAUUUAUAUUUAGAUGUCUCCAUGUGGAUGUUAAAGCAUCUUUAGUUUUGACUCAUGCACUGUUAUUCUCUUUAGUGAAUUUCCUCAGCAUAGCAAUGAAAAUAUAAUUCAGAUUUAUAUCUGAAAGUGUAAGUUUGUGUUACCCACCUCUUAUUUGUGAAUAUAUUUUGGCACUUGAGUGUCCUUUCUUAAGGAAAUUCAGCAUUGUGAGGCCGGUAUCCUGGUAAAUUGUCUGUAUUUUGUAACAUUUGAACUUUAAUAAAUGUUUUAAGCACCAGA